Molecule: messenger RNA, 2968 nt
Organism: Dermacentor albipictus
Lineage: Eukaryota; Metazoa; Arthropoda; Arachnida; Ixodida; Ixodidae
Product: monocarboxylate transporter 12-like
Biological process (GO): transmembrane transport
Cellular component (GO): membrane
Molecular function (GO): monocarboxylic acid transmembrane transporter activity
Source: RefSeq, a predicted model, not a curated record
CAAUACGUGCUUCCACUGAACAUAGUGGUUGGUAUGACGGAAGUCAAACGACUGUUUCCUGAUUCAUGCGAAUCCCCCAUGCGUGAACACCCUAAAUAUGGCUCGCAGAUGCAGAGCGGCUCAGGUGGACGGCGGCGUUACGUGGACUUGGACACAUGCUGGGGUGUGCCUUUAGCCACUUCCUGCAUCACCUUCUUCUCCUGCAUAGCCUCUAGCAGCUAUGGGUACCUAUACGUACUCUUCAUGGAAAAGCAUCACGUUGGGCGCGAGAAAGCUGCCUGGCCGCAGACUGCUCUCGCCAUCUCUGGUGGAUGUGCGGGGCUUCUUGUCAGCGUCGUGCAAAAGAAGUUCUCCAUCUACCACAUAACCCUUGUGGGUGGACUCAUGGCUUCUGCAGGCGCCAUGGCGUCUAGCUUCGCACCAAAUAUUGCUUGGCUUUGUCUCACAUUCGGAGUGAUACAAGGAGCCGGCAUCGGAACCACACUGCUAGGUGUCCUCAUGUACUUGCUUCUCUAUUUUGACAAGUACAAGGCCACUGCCAUCGCCAUCAAAGACGUAGGUACAGUCGCAGCUGGUGUAGCAGGCGUUCCCUGGACAUCACUCUUAGUAAAGGAAUACGGUCUUCAAGGCAGCCUUCUUCUCACGGGUGGUUUGAUGAUGCACAUCUUGCCACUAGUCAUGCUAAUCAAGACGCCUCGCCCUCUACAAAUUUGCCAAAGCGACAAGGAUAAUGCUAUAACUCUGAGCUCGCAGCAAGCUAAUGGAGAUAGCGCUCCCACAGUAGAAAUAGCGACGAAAUUAGUGAAACAGGAGGAACGGUUUGCGCCGUUUGCAAAUAAGAAACGGCUGGCGUCUUCAAGCUGCACUUCCAAUGUGUUCACAGUGUUCAAAUGGUUCCCUUUCUUUGUUUUGGUGCUGCUUCAAGUCAUCUCAGACUACGGCUUUUCAACGUUCAUGACCACCAUAGUAGAUUACACUGCAGACAAGGGAGCAGCGCUCGAACGUGCCAAGACAGUUAUUAUGUUCACUGCCCUGGGACAGGCUAUGGGGCGGGUGGUUGUGCCCUUGGCGUCGGACAAAAUUUCUUCCAGCCGCUCUCCCAUCGCCGUGACAUGCCUUCUUGCGACGGCUGUGUGUUUUACCGUCAUUGCGCGCGUCUCGGGUUUUGAACAAGUCGUAGCACUUGCUUGCGUGGCAGGCGUGGCCCAAGGCUACAUCCAGUGUAUGAGGCCGGUGCUGGUCGCCGACCACGUCGGCAUGGAUCGAUUCAGCUUAUGCUGUGGAAUUGGAGGACUUGUCGGUGCGCCUGUGUGUCUCUCUGGCCCAGCAAUUCUCGGUUUUUUCCGGGACAACCGUGGCUCGUAUGACAAGCUCUAUUUCAUGCUUGCUGGACUAAACCUUGGUGUAGGCGUGCUGCUUACAGUGCUGGUGUUUCAAGCCAUGAUUCAGCGGCGCUGUUGUGGCCCUAAGCAUGUGCCUUCUGCGCCAACGCUGGAGACGAAACAUGUGAAGGAGACCACCGCAUUUUUAUGACAGUGUUGCAUCGUGCAUGUAUUAUACGCAAUGACCAGAUGCAACGUUCUUGCCACUGAACUCGACAGCCGUCAAUGAUGACUGUUCAGGAUAGCACAUGGUUUAGUUCAUGUAGCACGCAUGACUGGUGAGUCCUGCCAGUGUCCGGACGCAUUGGCCAUCAGUCCUCCGCUGAACUUCAGGCACAAAUAUCAGCCGACGAAUUUUGUUUAAUUUCAGAGCAUGGCUUCCGCGAACGAGUGGUUCAGGACGAAUGGGGAAACCGCCAACUAAUGACCUCAUAGAGUUUGAAACAAUUAUAUGGGCCGAACACACAUAUUGGAAUCUGCAUAAAGCGAGUUCGUAAAAAAAUAUUUAAACGCUAUAAUACCCAAGGUGACGCUUACAUUUUUCUAUUGCCAUCUUACGCAGCUUGUUAUGCCAUGCUCAGUUUCUGUCGAGAGACCACCCCGGUCACAACUUUAUAGCCACGCAGUGUUUGUGUUUAUUCAUUACUGUUCACAAACUAUGGCGGAGUGCUAAGAGCAGUUCAUGGAAAUGCAGACUUUGCGGUGUCAACGCGGUGGCGUCAAAGGGAUGAACGCAAUUCUUUAUGCUUUUCAAAUGACGGAUGGUGACGAUAUGAAUAGGCAGAGAUGACCACGACGCAAAUGACAGAUGAUAAGCGGAGUGUAAUUCCACCGUUUCACUGCUGCGGGUUUGGGCGAAUGGCAAGUUGCACGCAGGUGCUCUCGUUCGCUCACACUGUGUCGACACGUGUUGCAUGACGUGACCCACUCGCCAAGCACUUCAACGGGUGGCUUUCCGUCAAGAAGAGGGAAAUAUGCGUGCAAUUCUGGCCAAAUAGAGCUGCGGGCUAUCUCACUGGAAGACUGCGGUUCGAUCCCACCUUUGUAAAACACCUUUCAUUUGUUUUCUGUGUGUGAGCAAUUUUCCAACACAGCGGCAGGCAUGGUCAUGAAAGUCCGCGGUCGUUUACUAAGAAAUCUUUACAUUAGAAUGAUAUUGUUUAGUGGGGAAAACGCAUAGAAAAUAUGCGAUACCUCAUUGCACACGUUUAGGUUAUUCUUUUGGAGUACCACUAAUGCGUUUGACAGUCUACGUGUGAUGCUCUUCAUUCCUGCCACGCAAUCAGUCCGAGCGUGUGACCUACACGCUUUACGAUACAUUUCCUUAUCCGGUAUCAACGUGUUUUAAAUCGGAAGCUUUCUUUAGUUACUUCGCCGCCCAUCUUGAAUGGUCAUCGUACAAUCAUGCGCAAUAAAAACCGGACGCGAUAAAAACUUUCUCCAAUAUGUAUGUGCUAGCUGUGCCACUGUUAUGUGCCAGAGUAGACAACUUGCUGCUGUCUGCUGUAUGGCCACGUAGGCACUAGGGUUCAGCAUUGGGCGUGUUGGUAUUGCAUUCUACAGCGCUCUCUUCUUUCAUCUGGCCG